CAGAGCAGCAGAGGCGGCUACAGUUUGGGCGCGUGACGUGUACGGCGUGGCAAGGCUGGCGGCGGAGAGCAUGCAGGGCAACUCGCUGCCAUGGCUCCGCGCGGAUGUUCGGUUUAUGCAGCUGGGCAUUUUGGCGAUGAGCGUGUGCGACGCGGUUUGCUUUGCGGCGCUCUUUGCGGUCCUGGGCGCGUUUGUGGGUGCGCACUCUGACCAGUUCUGGGCAUGGGCGCUCACCUCGUUCUCGUUCUCAGCUUCACUGGGCGACCUGGUACUCCUUGCCUGUUGCCGGGCGGUGGUACUGGGCGGAUGGUACGGGGUCCGCCGGGGGACGCGGUCGUUGGGUGUGGCGGUCGUUGUUGCACUCGUGAGCGUGGGCUACGCCGUUGCCAAGGCUGCGGCGUUCAGGUACGGAGCACAGCCACGCGGACUACGGGCCGGCGAGACCUGGGGCUCGGGGCUUGCAGAAAGCGCGCGCGGACUGGAGAUUGCGCUGGUGGUGUUUGGAGUGGUGGUACCGGCGGCCGAGCUUGCGCUGCUGUGGAAGCUGCUUCUGCGCAUUGCGCGAGUCCAGCUGCUGCUCGAGACACCGUCGUUGCUAGGAGCUCGCAGCUCGUCCAUCAACACCGGUCCGUACGGCGAGACGAUGGGUGUGGCAAGCGCUCGGAUCUCGCAGGCGAGUGCAGGGCAAGGCAAGAGCAAGCGGCGGAAGAAGCGGCGGAAGAAGCGCGGGGUGGCGACAGGAAGCAGGAUGCAUGCUCCUGCCGCGGCUGCGGCGCGGCUCAACACCAACGCGUCGCAACCAACGCCAGUACGCACAGACGGGCGGCGGGCGCCACGACAUGAGCUGGCGGACUUUUCAUCAGCAGGCGGCCAGAGCGGCGACGGCGAGCCGGCCAUGCCGGGCGAGCUAGUGCCUGUUGGAGGGGCGGAGCGGCCGAGUGCGAGUGCUAUCAUCCAGGGCUUUGUGCCGGGCGUAGUUGCUGAACUGCGGGCGAGCGGGCGGGCGCGUGAGGUAGCCCGCGAGGCGCGCGUGGCGCUGGCGCGCUGGAUGUCUGAUGACGGAUGGAGCGGCGGCACAGCGUCCCGGACUGAUAGCCGGCUUGUGGUGUGGGGACAUCCGCGUUCAGCGUACAUGUUCCGGGCACAGAUGCCGAUUGCGGCUACGCCGGCCAAAGUGCUUGCGUUGUGGUGCAAUGAUGAGGCCCGGCUCGAUUGGGACAGCUCGCUCAAGGACUACCGGGCGCUGGGCAGUGUGGAUGAGGACGUGGACCUGGUAUGGAUGGAGUGGGCGCUGCCAUGGCCUGUCGGCUCGCGCGACUUUGUAGCGCUCCGGUCGCACGAGCCGCUCGAGGGCGGGGCGUGCAUGUGCACUAUUGUGUCUGUCAACGUCCCGGCGAAAGAUUCAAAGAUCUCGUUCUCAGCGGUGAGGGCCCAGCUGGCCAUGUACGGACUGCAUCUUGCGCCGUCUGUAGAUGACCCGACGACAAGCGUGGCGACGCUGAUGUGCGUGCCAGAUCUUGGCGAGCACCCGCCGCAGGCCAUUGUGCCGCUCUUCCGACCCGACGGCGCGUUGCCUGGAGUUCUUACCUCACUCGCGCAGUUUGUUGACUCGGGCACGGUGGUGCCGCGGACCACACUCUCAGCCAUGACGCCGUUCUUCUCGUACACCGAGGCCGUUGUCACACCGGACAAGCGCGUGGGCGGGGCCGAGGCAGGCUCUGUCUCGUUUGAGCGAGCAGCACCACCGUCGGUCAACGGAACUCGGGCAGCACCGGCAAAGUACGCAGAGCUUGCAAACGAAGCCCUGCGGCGGAUGCGACAGGUGGUCGACGAGACGCCGUGGUCUCAGGAUGUGUCGACAGAUGUCGAUGGGCGUAACGAGGUCUUUCGCGGACACCACGGCGAGCUGGCGUGCGUGCGGUCUGUUGCGACGACGAGCGUCGGCAUCGACGAGGUGGAGCGAGUGCUGACCCAGCCGCAGGCGCGGCUCGCGUGGGACACGGGCGCAACGGGCAUGCACGAGCUGCGACACUUUGCCGACUCGAUGAGCGUGAUGUGGAUGGAGCGGCGGAUGCCGUGGCCGGCCUCGAGCCGUGACUUUGUCUUUCUCCAGGCGGUCUUAGCGGCGAAACACGGCUCAGCGGCGCGGGCGGUUGUUCUCGCCUCGCUCGACGAAGACUUUACGUUGCCUGAGGCGUACGCGUCCGACUUGCCGGACCGGGUUCGGGGCAAGUUUCUUCCGGGCGGCGGCUUCCUUUUGGAGCCGCUCGGCAGCGGCGGCGGCGAUGGCACCCGCAUCACAGUGGUGUCGGCAGUCGAUCUCAACUUUAAGGGCAAGCAGGGCCGACAGUGGAGCGGCAAGAUUCCUAACCCAUCGCUGGCGGCGCUUGUGGCGCGACACGUCGAGGGCGAAUGA
Thecamonas trahens ATCC 50062 is the source of this 2416-nucleotide messenger RNA. RefSeq lists its product as uncharacterized. Lineage: Eukaryota; Apusomonadida; Apusomonadidae. The record is from RefSeq and is a predicted model, not a curated record. Gene Ontology annotation, molecular function: lipid binding. The coding region runs from base 71 to 2416 and encodes 781 amino acids. The transcript has 2 exons.